AUGAAAGGUGAACUCUAUUCUCUGAAAAAUAAACUUGCAAUUGCCGAAGAAAUCAUAAGAAGAUUCAAACACGACGAUGAAUCAGAAAUUUUGAGCGAACUCGUAAACUUCAUAUAGAAAGAAGUUAAAAACUCUUUAAAAAUAACCAGAGAAGAUACUAAACUUAAAGAUAAAAUCAUAAAAGAAUAUGAAGCAGAGUUAUCAGAGCUUGGGGAUGCUCUUCGAACUUAUGAAAAUUCCCAAGAGCAGCUUCAGCACGAAAGAGACUAUUGAAAAUCAUUAGCAAAUUGUCAAAACUUCCCUAACAAUGAAUACAGUGAGCUCCGUGAAAAGCUGCGGGAAAUAGAAAAAGAUAGAAUCAGAGCCCAAGAAGACGCUGAACACUACAAGCUUAAAUUCGGGUCUUUAUCUGAAGAAUUCUCAUCAUUAAAAAACCAGCUGGAAACUAACGAUAACAACUUAAAAUGCCAACAAGCCGCUCUCAAAGGCGAAUUUGGAGAUAUCGAGUACCAGCUUUUAAAGAAAAACGAACAAGUUAAAUCUUCGAAUAAAAGAUUUAUACUUUUACAAAGAAAACUAGAAACUGUUCUUGAUGAGAAAAAAGAGCUUGAAGAAAAAAACAAAAUUUUGGAAAGUGAAAGAAAAAAAAUCACUGAAAAAUGGACCAAUUUAGUAAAUAGGACUAAGGGUGAAGAAAAAUCAAGGGUAAAAAAUAAAGAGCUAGAGGAUGAGCUGAGCUUUACCAAAAUUGAGCUAAAAAGCACUCAGGAUAAGCUAAAAGAAGCUUUUAUUAGAAUUGAAGACCAACAGCAGCAGCUUGCAAGUGAGCAAAGAAGUGCAGCAAUUUUUAAAGAACAAAUCAAUAGGCUAAAAGUCCAAAAUAAAGUGCUGACAGAUGAAAGAGAAAUUUUAGCAAAAAUGAACCAAGAGUUGAGUAUUAAAGUAAAUGACUUAGAAAUUGACUGCACAAAAUUUGUGGAAAGCCAGAGAAAAAGCAUCAGAAGUGCCUCACUCCCCCCCUUUAAAUUGGAACAAAAUAUAGGUAAAAUUUCCACUUUUUUGGUAAAUUAACCCCCCUUUAAAAUUGGAACAAAAUUUAAUUUUAUAAUAAAAAAUUAUAUAUAAUUUUUAUCUAAAAAGUUUUGAUAUAAGUUAAAUGUUUCUUCUUUAAUAAAAAUGAUAUUUUUUAUUUAAAUAAUUUUGAUAUAAAUUCAAUGCGAAUUCUUUAUAAAAUUCAAAAUUUACUUAUUUCUUGCUUUAUUUUAAAGAAUAGAGUAUAAAUAGUAUCUUAUUUAAACAAAAUUAGCACUUUGAUCGAUAAAUUUUCGAAAAAUUUUUUUUUUUUAAUUUUUUUUUAUCAAUAAAAAUAAUAAUUUUUGUGUAAAAAUAAUUUUGAUACCAAUUAAUAGUGGCGUAUUAACUAAUAAUGAAAAUUUAGUUAUAUCUUGCUUUUUUUAAAGGAUAAAGAGUAAAUAUCAUUUUAUUAAACAAAUUUAUUAAUCUAAUUAGAUAAGUUUUUGAAAUUUGUUUUAAAAAAAAAAAAUUAACCCUUUAAAUUGGAACAAAAUUUUUUUGUUCCAAUUUAAAGGGGUGGGGAUUCAGAGCUUUCUUUUUCUAUUGAUGACUCAAUAAAGCUGCAAAAGAAAAACACCGAGCUUGAAGCUGAGCUUAAAAAAGCUUACAAUGAUAUAAAAAGGUUUCAAUCAAUAAUAAAGCAAAAAGAUGAAGCUUUGCUGAAGCUGGAAAUUAAAGUUUCUGACUAUGAAAACGAAAAAAGAAAAACAGAGCGAUAUAGGCCUUCAAUCUCUACAGACAGUCUUUCUGGGCUUAUUAAAAACUUAGUCAGAGAAACUGACCAGCCAUUAAUUUCAGCUAAAGAUAGCCCACUUUUUUCAAAUGACCCUUUAAAUGAAAAAUAUGAAAGGCUACUUGAUAAGUAUCAAAGACUAGAAGAGCAAAAUAUAUGGCUUGAAAAACAGUUAUCAAGCACCCAAAGCAAGCUAAAAGCAGCCAAAAAUGACUUAAAUGAGCAUAAUUCUCAUUUAAGCACUCUUGAAGAGUCCAAAGAUAAGCUAGCUGACGAAAAUGAAAACAGAUUCAGGCCUUGCAGCGAAGUGAUAAAAAAAUACUCCUUAAAAACCCCUAUUUUUACUUCCAGCCCAAACAACUCUAACACCAGUUCCCCAGUCCGGAAGAUAAAUAAAUCCAGGAGCAACACCCCAGAAGAAGCUGUCACAACCAGAUACUCCUCCCCUUUCAGCAUAUCAAGAUUAAGCGUUUCCAGCAAUAAAACUCCUUGGAAAUAUUAA
This is a messenger RNA of Blepharisma stoltei, 2309 nucleotides long. The record is from the annotation of a GenBank genome assembly. Lineage: Eukaryota; Ciliophora; Heterotrichea; Heterotrichida; Blepharismidae.